UACUCAUGGAGGAGAUGAUGUUUUUCUAGCCGGGACCUCAAAGGGGAGGAGACUGAAAAGCAGAAGGCUCUUCAGAGUUGAUGCGUCGUGCGUGUGCGCCCGCACCCGUCCCAUGGUCGCGUGCCACAAACGCAAGUUGUUCUCCUUGACCUCCUGCGCACCGCCAGUUCGCCGAUAUCAAGAAAUUCCAAAUUUACUCUCUUCUCCACUUGUAGCUCUUGUGAUUCUGUUUGUUUGUGCUCUGAACCUGACUGCAGCUACAGGUCGAGACUUCGGCCUACUGUGCCUGUUUCCUCUGGCAAUACUACAAGCCAUCAUUUUCAGAAGAUUGUUGGCAGAGAAGAAUGGGUUCAGAGACCUUUAAUCAUCAAAUCUAAACUGUCCUGUUCACCAAACUAUGGGAGAAACAGCUCCACGCCAAGGCACAACAGCAGGAAAUGCAAGCAGCAUGCGCGACAGCGUAAUAAAAGGGAAGUUUUGGGUCUGUCACCAAUCAGGUCGCCAGGAUCUGCCUGGAGUCAGCGCAGGCGGUCCAAUCAGAGGAAAAGGAAGCG
Molecule: messenger RNA, 554 nt
Organism: Fundulus heteroclitus (mummichog)
Lineage: Eukaryota; Metazoa; Chordata; Actinopteri; Cyprinodontiformes; Fundulidae
Product: KAT8 regulatory NSL complex subunit 1-like protein
Cellular component (GO): NSL complex
Molecular function (GO): histone acetyltransferase binding
Source: RefSeq, a predicted model, not a curated record